Molecule: messenger RNA, 609 nt
Organism: Gongylonema pulchrum
Lineage: Eukaryota; Metazoa; Nematoda; Chromadorea; Rhabditida; Gongylonematidae
Source: the annotation of a GenBank genome assembly
AUGUACGGUGAGGCGAUUCUUCUGAUGGCACUAGCCGCAGCUACCGCUUAUGCCAGCGUCAUCCCGUUCUCCAUGAGUAACCUUCCAGAGGAAUACAAAGAAUUUGUGCCGGAAGAAGUGAAAGAUUUCUACAAGGAUCUGUCACCGGAGGACAAGCAGGUGCUUCGAGACCUGGCCGGCAGGCAAGCAUCGUUUGCGAACGAGGAUGCCGCUCUGGAAGCGCUCAAGGAGAAAUCGCCGAAACUGCACACCAAGGCCAUGGCGCUGCGAAACUUCCUCAAGGGCAAAAUUGAUAGUCUGAAGCCGGAAGCAAAGACUUUCGUCGAAGAGAUAAUAGCGAAAGCGCGAUCACUGCGGCCGGCGGAAGGACAAAAACCCGACUUGGAGAAGAUCAAGCAGACAAUUCGUGAUGUGAUUGACAAGUACCAAGCACUGGGCCAAGAAACCAAGGAUGAACUCAAGACAGUGUUCCCGCACACAGCCAAAAUUGUAGCCAGUAAGUUUCACAUCCUUGCAUUAGAAAUGCGGGAAAAAAGCGGCUAUUCUAAAAAAAUGCAUGGCUCAGACAAAGCAAAAUCAGUUGUGGCUCGAAAGGUGUACUUUUUAUGA